Encephalitozoon intestinalis ATCC 50506 is the source of this 681-nucleotide messenger RNA. RefSeq names its product N-acetylglucosaminylphosphatidylinositol deacetylase. The record is from RefSeq and is a predicted model, not a curated record. The coding region runs from base 1 to 681 and encodes 226 amino acids. Gene Ontology annotation, biological process: GPI anchor biosynthetic process. Gene Ontology annotation, cellular component: endoplasmic reticulum. Gene Ontology annotation, molecular function: N-acetylglucosaminylphosphatidylinositol deacetylase activity. The transcript has a single exon. NCBI's taxonomy places the organism in Eukaryota, Fungi, Microsporidia, Unikaryonidae.
AUGUUUAAAAGGUUUUCAAGGUUUAAGACAUUCUUUUCGGUUAUACUGAUAGUAAUUAUGCUAAGAAAUGUAAGGAGAUUGAGGAGAUCGUCAUUACUCCCGGGCAGGCAUCUACUGCUGAUUGCACAUCCAGAUGAUGAGUCUAUGUUCUUUGCUCCAUCCCUAUUGAGUCUGAGAGAAAGAAUGGAUAUUCUUUGCCUGUCAAAUGGUAACAAAGAAGGAAAAGGGAAAGAGAGGGAAAAAGAGCUCAGGAAAGUAGGGUCCUAUGCAGGGACAAAAGUGAUUAUGACAGCACUCUUUGCAGACGGAGAAGAUUGGGAUCCAUUGGCAGUUUAUUUGAAACUUUUAUGGAUAUACAUAACGAGACCAUUCGACGUUCUGAUGACGUUUGAUGAGUUUGGGGUAUCUGGACACAAAAAUCAUAUUUCAUGCUACAAGGGAGCUAGGCUAUUUUUGAAGUUACACAAUGUGAAAGGGGCAUUUCUAAAGUCCAAAGACUUGCUCCGAAAAUAUGUGAUUGAUAUCAGCUUUUCUAGAGUCUCCAGUACUAUUCCUUUUAGCAUGUACAUGAGUUCUACCAAAAUGAUGCUUCUUCAUAGGUCCCAGAUGGUGUGGUUCAGAUAUCUCUAUGUGCUUUUUUCAAACUUUAUGUCGUACAACGACUUCACCAUUGUAAACUGA